AUGGACGAGAACCUGCCUCCAGCCCGCUCGCAGCUCACCCAGCGCGCGGCGUUAUCUCGGGCGCGGCCUGCGUUGAGUCUGCAGCGGAUUGUGGGCGCAGGAGCAUGUGAAGCUUGUCGCGGCCGCAUCACCAAGCCUGCGGUCCGGCCCGUUGCUGCCAGUGCCAGGCGAUACCAUGGCCAGGUCCAGGUCCACGCACACCAUCACCCCCAGCAUGCCCUCCUCCGGCACAUCUUCGCUCAUCUGCGCUCCCAGCCAUGGCACGUCGCCCAGGACAUCCUCACCCAGCUGCGUCGCGGCACCGACGAGCGCACCCUCCUCCGUUUCCUUGAGUAUGGCAGUCUACGUGUCCAGCUCAAGCUGGUCCCAGACACGACAUACCAGUUCACCGCUCCCUAUCUUGCUGACAUGAUGCCGCUCUUUGGCGGUGCCGACAACCCCUACCUUGCCUCCAGGCUGUACAAGGCCCUGUCGGACGAGACUGCCCAUCACGGCACCGACAUCCAGGAGCAGACUCACAGCGCCAUCUACCACGUGCCCUAUCCCGGCGCCCGCAUGUACGAUCCACGCAUGUCGCCAGACACGCUGAGGCCAUCCAAGUGGACUUCGAUAAGCGACGACGACGUCUUCCUCACCCGCCUUCUCGAAGGCUACUUCCUGUACGAGUUUCCAUUGUGGCCUUGCUUCCACAAAGAUCACUUUCUCGAUGACAUGACUGCUGGAAGGUCUGAUUACUGUUCACCACUCCUAACUCCCAUCUACCUUGGACAGACAUUCCUGUCGCUCAUCAAGCUUCGAUGCAUCAUGAACGACAUAGCCGGAAAGGCUCUUCCAGAGGACGAUGGAGAUAACAAUCUCGAUAUUGAGCAGGCCGGUCGUUAUCAUUCUAUGCUGGUACAAUGGUUCCGUGAUCUUCCGGAGCCGUUACAGCCACAGAAUGCCGCCAUGCCGACACAGCUUCUGCUACACAUGCAGUUCCACAACCUCGUUACCAUGACCUUCCAACCGUUCCUGGAAAAGGAAAAGUCUCUCAACUGGCCCAACAAUAGUGGCGCAUUCCAAAAGUAUACAGGCUUCAGUCCGGCCCAACUAUAUGCUGCCUCGAAAGCGAGUCUGCAGACGCUUCUCCACAUGUUCUUCCACCGUCACGGCUUCGAAGCAUACUACAUAUUCCUACUCCAGGUCCUCGUCCAGCUAGGCUUCGAUUCGAUCGAGCGUCUACGCACCCCGGAAGCGCAACAAGAGCAUUUUCCGGCCAUAAUGAAAGCUACACGAGCUACACUCAUAUUGUGCGCCAAGGGCUUGCGCGACCAAGGCCAUAACUUCUUCUUGUCUGAAUUGGUAUUCCGUAUCUUGCGCGACAAGAUGAAUCCGGUAGACGUCAAGCUGCUCAAGGACUGGGCGCACAUCAAAGACGAAGAUGACAGGGAGAAGUCGAUGAUGGAACACGUCUAUGGCGAAUACCCUGUCAACGUAGAGUCCAUCACCUCGGAUCCGACCGAACAACGUCUGAAUCGGCUGUUGCAGACUAUGGCUGAUCUCAAGCUUCCCAACGAUACUGCUGAGCCAACUCAGCAAGAUAGGGCAUCGAGGACAUGGCGAAGCAUCGUUUUUUGA
This is a messenger RNA of Alternaria infectoria, 1617 nucleotides long. RefSeq lists its product as uncharacterized. The record is from RefSeq and is a predicted model, not a curated record. NCBI's taxonomy places the organism in Eukaryota, Fungi, Ascomycota, Dothideomycetes, Pleosporales, Pleosporaceae. The coding region runs from base 1 to 1617 and encodes 538 amino acids. The transcript has 4 exons.